Spinacia oleracea (spinach) is the source of this 4028-nucleotide messenger RNA. Its product is annotated as probable serine/threonine-protein kinase SIS8. Lineage: Eukaryota; Viridiplantae; Streptophyta; Magnoliopsida; Caryophyllales; Amaranthaceae. The coding region runs from base 666 to 3842 and encodes 1058 amino acids. Gene Ontology annotation, biological process: protein phosphorylation. Gene Ontology annotation, molecular function: protein serine/threonine kinase activity; ATP binding. The transcript is spliced from 13 exons. The record is from RefSeq and is a predicted model, not a curated record.
ACUUUUUUUUAUGGGUCACUGAAAAUAAACACAUUUUUAUAGCAAUCCUUUUCCUUUGCACUUGGUGUGCCUUCAAAGCUGGUGGGUCCCACCAAUCCCACUUGUUGGUCUUCAGCUUAUGUCACCUUUUCCUUCGGCUCUUAUCAAAGACGAGUCCUACUCAAAAUUAAAAAUAAAUUAAAAACUUCGACUGUUCUUCAUCUUCCUCCUCUGAUCUUCUCUGAAUUUCUCCAAAAAACAAGGACACUUUCAAUUUCUGUGUAUAUUUUUAUUCAGUAGUCGAUUUUUUUUUGUACAGGUGAAGAAAGUAUACUGCGAAAACAGGUUCAUCGUUCUUAGUUUUGUUGUUGUAUUGCUCAGCAGCGUGGGUUUUGUAAUUUGUGAGGAGAAGGGUUUGAUUGAAUCAAGUUUUUGGUAUCUGGGUAUUGUUCAUUUUUGAGAAAGAGUCAAAGGAGCUCUUGGAUUGAAGGAGUGGUAUGUAGUUUUUUCUUAUUUUCCCGGUAUUUUUUAGUGUUCGUCUUAUAUUUUUUUCAAUAGAGUUGAAAAAUUAGUGUAAUUGACCCAUUUGCUGGGGAAUUGUUGAUGCAUGGUCAAAGACAAUGGAGGUGUUUAUGGCCAGAUUUCUAUUUGUUUAGCAAUAAUUACUGCAACUUUUGGGAAAUAAUAUGAAGAAUCUCUUGAAGAAGCUGAACAUUGUGCCAAAUCAAGGUGAAGCCAUAGAAGGGUCUAAUAAUAAUAACAAUAACAAUAAUAAUAAUUCACCGAAAACGAAUAAAUUGAAUGCUGGACUAUCUCCUCGUUCACAGGCACAGCAAAGUAAACCCUUUACCACUUUGGCUGGAUGGUUUCAUACAGUAACUAAUAGAAAGAGUGCUAGUCUUCCAUCUUCGUCUAAUGAUAGGACACAAGAUUAUAUAAUGGAACAACAUCACUUGGAAUCUUCCAGUAGUGGUGGUUUUAGUGUUGCUUCUGAUGUUGUUGCGAGGCGUGACUCGGAGUCUAGUAAUGUAAAGGAUCCUGAUGUUGAGGAAGAGUAUCAAAUACAGUUAGCUAUGGAAAUGAGUGCUAGGGAAGAUCCUGAAGCUGUUCAGAUUGAAGCUGUCAAGCAAAUUAGUUUAGGCUCUUUUACACCGGAGAAUACUCCUGCAGAAGUCGUUGCAUACAGAUAUUGGAAUUACAAUGCUCUUAGCUAUGACGACAAGAUCUUGGAUGGAUUUUACGAUUUUUAUGGCGUGGUCACCGACUAUGAAACAUCAAGGAUGCCUUCCCUUGUUGAUCUACAAACAAUUCCAGUAUCUGAAGGUAUUAGUUGGGAGGCAAUUUUGGUCAACAGGGAUGCUGAUACCAAUCUGCUCAAACUUGAACAGAGGGCGGUCAAUUUUGCUGUCAAGGCAAGGUCAGAACCUCAUAUUGUAGGCGAUGCUGCACUGGUGCGACAACUUGCUACUCUGGUGUCUGACUACAUGGGUGGACCAGUUGGAGAACCAGGCACCAUGUUAAGAGCAUGGAAAAGCCUUAGUUAUAGUUUGAAGUCAACUCUUAGGAGCAUGGUGUUGCCUCUUGGUUCUUUAACAAUCGGACUGGCUCGUCAUCGUGCUUUACUAUUCAAGGUUUUAGCCAACAGUGUGGAUAUCCCAUGCCGUUUAGUGAAAGGAAAGUUAUACACAGGCUUUGAUGAUGUUGCAGUGAACUUUGUAAAGAUUGAUGGUGGAAGGGAGUUCAUUGUCGAUUUAAUGGCAGAUCCAGGAACACUGAUUCCAUCUGAUGUGGCAGUGACCCAUUUUGACUAUGCGGAUUCUCUUUCUUCUGCUAGUCCUUUGUCUCGGGAUAUUGAGUUAAAUAUAGGCACCGGUAGCAGUGAGGCAGUGAUUGCAUAUGAUGAACCAUCAGAUUCUGGGGCACUAGAGGAGAAGAUCUGCCUCGACCAGCAACGUGUUGGGGUAGAUGAUCCGAGUGACAGACCUGCUGCUAACCUUGUGAGGCCAGAAUUGGGAGAUGACGAAAUGCAUCCAUCAACAGGGUUCAGCAAAAAUCCCAGCGAAGUAAAACAAUUACCAACAGAGGUGGUUCCAUCUAGAAUUCAAUAUCCUUUUAUGCAUGCAAGAUCCCCUUCCUGGACAGAAGGAGUUAGUUCACCAGCUGUGCGGAAAAUGAAGGUGAAGGAUGUUUCACAAUACAUGAUUGAUGCUGCCAAAGAAAAUCCUCAAUUAGCUCAGAAACUCCAUGAUGUGUUGCUUGAAAGUGGUGUUGUCGCUCCUGCAAACUUGUUUUCUGAAAUAUAUGCAGAUCAUUCAGAUGUAUCAAUUACUUUCACUAAGCCUCAAGGUGAAGGGAGGCAAGAAAACAAAUUAAAGCAGGAAUCCAGAAAGCCUAACAUUCCAGAUUAUUCUGUUCAACCAAAAUUCUUGCCUCCAUUGCCUCCCCACGGAGGGCCAUCCAGGGAAACUCCAAGCCCGCAGUUGGAAAAUUUAAAGCCUGUACUAGGAGGCUCUGGGACUGACAAUGUAGUAGAUGUUGGCGAAGGUAGUACAAAUCCUCUUGUAAUGCAGCCCGAUGUGACUCCCUUAAGAUAUGGGAAAAAUGUUCCCGUUUCAGCAGCAGCUGCCGCAGCUGCUGCUGUUAUUGCCUCGUCCAUGGUAGUUGCUGUGGCUAAAUCAAGCCCUGAUCCGAAAUUUGAAUUCCCUGCUGCAGCUGCUGCAACUGCUACUGCUGCAGCUGUGGUAGCAACAACUGCUGCUGUUGGUAAGCAGUAUGAACAGAUGGAGGCUUCUCCUCACUCACAAGGUGGAGAUGCUUGCUUCCUUAGUGAAAUGGUUUGCUCAAGGAGUCGGGAAAGAGAUGAUGCUGGUCAGGAUCCUCGUGGUAGUGGCAAGGAGCGAGACACUUCCCAAGAAAAUUCAGAGGAAAGAACAUCUGAUAGGUCAGCUGGUGGUGAUAGUGCAAGCAGUGCAAGAUCUGACAUGACACUAGAUGAUGUGUCAGAUUGUGAGAUUUUGUGGGAGGAAAUCACCGUGGGUGAGCGUAUUGGACUUGGAUCAUACGGAGAAGUAUACCGUGGAGAUUGGCGUGGCACUGAAGUAGCUGUUAAGAGGUUCUUAGACCAAGAUAUUUUUGGGGAGUCGCUUGAAGAGUUUAAAAGUGAGGUUCAUAUCAUGAAAAGACUAAGACAUCCAAAUGUUGUUCUGUUCAUGGGAGCUAUUACUCGCCCACCGUAUCUAUCGAUUGUUACAGAGUUUCUUCAUAGGGGUAGUUUGUACAGAUUACUUCACCGGCCUCACAAUCAAUUAGACGAAAGGAGGCGUAUAAGGAUGGCUUUUGAUGCUGCGAGGGGUAUGAAUUAUCUCCACAAUAGUUCACCCGUAAUCGUCCAUCGCGAUUUGAAAUCCCCGAAUCUUCUUGUUGAUAAGAAUUGGGUUGUAAAGGUCUGUGAUUUUGGCCUAUCUCGUAUUAAACACAGCACAUUUCUUUCUUCACGCUCAACUGCUGGAACAGCUGAAUGGAUGGCUCCAGAAGUGCUUCGAAAUGAACCUUCUGAUGAAAAGUGCGAUGUAUUUAGUUUCGGGGUCAUACUUUGGGAGCUUUGCACUCUCCAGCAGCCAUGGGGAGGAAUGAAUCCUAUGCAGGUGGUUGGUGCCGUUGGCUUUCAGCAUCGGCGUCUGGACAUUCCAGACGAUAUUGAUCCUGCAAUUGCUGAUAUCAUUCGUAAAUGUUGGCAAACAGAUCCAAAAUUGCGACCAUCAUUUUCUGAGAUCAUGGCUGCGUUGAAGCUAUUGCAGAAGCCUGUAAUAGGUCCACAAAGUCAAAGGCCGAGUUCAUCAAGAAGUGGUGAUAUUGAGAAAUAGUAACCAUGGUUCUUACUGGUGGAAUAUAUUGUAACGAAUAGCAUGGUUGCCUAAAGUUUGAGGCUAAGUUUCCUAGCAAUGUAGGAAAAAAUGAAAAAUUGUACAAAUGAGGGUGUAUCGCAAUCUUGAACUGUAUAUACCUCAAACUUUAGAUGAAUAUGAUUCUUUAUACGCUGUCUUCUCCUA